AUGGUCUCUCAACAUGUUGUUGAUUUGUGUCAAGCAACUGAGACUGUCAGCUCUGUCCUAGCAAAGGAUCCAAGUCAAUCACCAGGAGAUAUUAUCAAGAAGCUAUAUGGCCACCACGAACAUGGCCUGCAUCACAACACGUCACACCAAAAUCAUACACCACCGCCAUCUCCCCCAAAUGAAACCAUCAACACAGUCGACAAAGCCCUUCAGUGCGGACAUUGGGGCUCUGCAGUACCCAGCCAACUCUUCCUACAAGCUUUCGCCGACGCUCUGCAAUGUCUCGACAAGGACCCAAUAGCUGGAGUCGUCUCUCCUCCUCUAAUGGGUUCUCAUGGCACCAUGCCUCUAACAGUGAUUGCGCCCUUGACCGAUGUAAUGCGCCAUACGGCGAAUCUCAUCGUGCGCGCUCAAAAGGAAGUUUUCCUCGUCACUUGCUCAUGGGCUCCAUCCGUGGCGCAAAGAUUAAUUAGGGGCGCAUUAAUUGAACUUUCCCGGCGCGCAGGUCAAAGAGGAGAGAGGGUCAUAGUCAAAGUCAUGUAUGAUAAAGCCGGUCCUGCAAACGCCGUGAAUCCGCACCAAAAUAUCAAGCCCAAGUCUUACACAGCCAAGUCGAUCGACCUUCCGUCACCAGAGGAGAUACCUAACAUCGACAUGGAAGUGGUCAGUCUACACAGAUUCGUGUUGGGAACAUUACAUGCAAAGUUUUGCGUGGUCGAUCGCAGAGUUGCAGCAGUCAUGAGCAACAACACCGAGGACAAUGAUAAUCUUGAGAUGAUGAUUCACGUCGAAGGGCCAAUUGUUGACAGCAUAUACGACACGGCUUUAAUUACUUGGCAAAACGGACUAAAUCCACAACUCCCUCUAUGCGACUCUCCUCCUGCCUCUGAAACUGGUGCGCUAUCACCUGUUCACAGACCUGAUUACAAGGACAUCACUACUACCCAGGAGCGAAUCGCAACCGCCACAGAAAGAAAUAACGAGGAAGUAACUCGAGAACAUACGCCAGAGGAUCCCCAUUUCGAUGAAGAUAUCGUAGGUGAAGUCAAACGCAUGCAGGCCAGCUACUGCGAGAAAGUGGGAGAAACGCGUCUUCAGGCUGCUAAUCGCAAACUCAAUGUCGCCGCACCCACUCCUGUCGAGCCCACAGGUCCUGAGAUCCAAGCUGGCGAAGAAAUGACGCCUUACAUUCUUACUAGCAGCAACAGUGUUCCCAUGGCGCUCGUAUCUCGCCCUCCUUACGGCGCGAUCGACUCAAAAAAUGUCCAUGUCCCCCAGAACGAAGCCUGGCUAUCCCUCAUUCGAAAUGCGCAACGCAACAUAUUUAUCCAAACUCCCGACCUCAAUGCUGGUCCCUUGAUUCCUGCGAUUAUCGAUGCACUCAAGAGGGGUGUGGAAGUCACCUACUACGUGUGUUUUGGAUAUAACGACCCUGGGGAAAUGAUUCCUGGGCAGGGUGGAACGAACGACCAGAUUGCACAAACACUCGUCGCUUCACUGCCUGAAGCUGGCAGUGAGCGCGAGCUUCUGCAUAUAUACAACUAUGUAGGGAAGGACCAAGAUCACCCCAUCCACCAAUCUUUCAAGUCUCGGUCUUGUCACAUCAAAUUGUUGAUCGUGGAUGGAAGUGUUGGAAUUCAGGGAAGUGGUAACCAAGAUACGCAAUCCUGGUUUCAUAGUCAGGAAAUCAACGUGAUGGUAGAUAGCGUGGAGAUAUGUCAGAAAUGGAGAGAGGGUAUCGAUAGGAAUCAGAACACGAAGAAAUUUGGCAGGGUUGCAAAGGAUGGAAUUUGGAGGGAUGAAAAUGGAAAACCUGGGAAGGGAUACAUGGGUAAUCCAGGAACUGUGAUGGGGUUGGUCAAAGGCGCGAUGGGAAUGAUUCAAAAAUGGAAAGGGCCAGGAGGAUUUUAG
Messenger RNA from Fusarium poae, 1911 nucleotides. RefSeq lists its product as uncharacterized. The transcript has a single exon. The record is from RefSeq and is a predicted model, not a curated record. Gene Ontology annotation, molecular function: catalytic activity. NCBI's taxonomy places the organism in Eukaryota, Fungi, Ascomycota, Sordariomycetes, Hypocreales, Nectriaceae. Bases 1 to 1911 code for a protein of 636 amino acids.